This is a messenger RNA of Parnassius mnemosyne (clouded apollo), 1794 nucleotides long. The record is from the annotation of a GenBank genome assembly. Lineage: Eukaryota; Metazoa; Arthropoda; Insecta; Lepidoptera; Papilionidae.
AUGGAGAGGUCCUUACAGGACAGGGAAAUCGUUAGUUUGCUACUCGAAGAGGUGGACGAAGAUCCCGAAGAUGAUAUUGUAUUCGACUCCAGCGACGAAGAGUCUGAUGAGGUUACAGAAGAAACUUAUGAAACCGACUCGAUCGAUUCGGAGGAAGACCUCUUCAAAAUAGUUGAUGAUGAGAACUCUUCAGAUUCUGAAAUAGACGUGCCACUGUCAGAGUUAACUUCGCGGCCCUCAGGAAGAACUUACAAAGGUAAAGACGGAACUUUGUGGUACAAACUUCCAGCUAGAUCAAACGUUCGAACACGUAGUGAAAAUAUAGUAUCUGGAACACCGGGUGUCAAAAUAUUAGCGAGAGAUGCAAAAACUCCUUUAGAGUGUUUCAAUCUUUUUGUGGGCGAGUCUAUGUUGCUGGAUAUACUAAUUCAUACAAAUGUGAGAAUCCGAAGAACGAGACUUGGUCUGAACACUUCAAAUGACUACGCUUAUGCAGAAGUUGGUAUGGAUGAGCUGAAGGCUGUCAUUGGUCUAAUUUACCUUGCGGGAUUAUAUAAAUCUGCAAGGCAGAAUUUACAAGACUUGUGGUGUAAUGAUGGAACUGGUAUUCCUAUUUUUGCUAUGACAAUGAGCUUGAGAAGAUUCAUUUUUAUUGUCAAUCAUUUGCGAUUUGAUGAUGUUGAUACACGUCAAGAAAGACUGUCACAGGACAGACUAGCCCCGUUCAGGAAACUGUUCGAAGAAUUCGUUAGCAGAUGCCAACAACACUACACGCCCUUUGAAAAUUUGACUCUAGAUGAAGAGCUUGUAGCUUUCCGUGGUCGCUGCAAAUUUCGCCAAUAUUUGCCAAAUAAACCAGGUAAAUAUGGAAUAAAGAUAUUUGCGCUCGUAGAUGCCAAAACAUUCUACUCUCUGAAUUUGGAGAUUUAUUUAGGCGAGCAACCAGAGGGACCUUAUAAGGUCAGCAAUAAGCCUCACGAUGUAGUCGAUCGCCUCGUCGCGCCAGUUUCUCAGUCAGGGAGAAAUAUCACGAUGGACAACUGGUUUACGAGCUAUCCAACAUAUGAACACUUGCUAAAUCAUCAUAAGCUAACCGCUGUCGGUACAAUGAAAUCAAAUAAAACUUGCAUACCUGAAAAAUUCAAAACAAAUUCAACAAUGUAUUCAUCACAGUUCGGAUUUCAAAAAGAUAUGACUUUAGUAUCAUACGUCCCAAAACCUAGAAAAAAAGUGUUCCUGCUGUCAUCUCUCCAUCAUGAUGUGGAAAUCGACCUGCAAUCAGGCGAGAAGCAAAAACCAGCAGUUAUUACAUUCUAUAACAAAACGAAAAGUGGUGUUCACAACGUUGACAAGCUUAUUAGAUCUUAUGAUGUAUCAAGAAACUCCAGAAGAUGGCCGCUCACUCUGUUUUUCUGGUUGCUGAACUCUGCAGGUAUAAAUGCAAAAAUUAUUCAAAUGCUGAACUUCCCUGAUAUCAAAAACAAUCGCCGAAAUUUUAUCAAAGAUCUGGGUAUCGCAUUGAUAGAAUCUCAUCUAAAAACAAGACAGAAAAAUACUCGCCUUUCCACAGAUCUCCGCAAACGAAUUGCUGACCGUAUUGGUCUCGACGAAGGUCCACCGGUGAAAAAAACAGCUCCAGGUGUAAGGCGUAGAUGUUACGUUUGUACAUCAAAGAAAGACCGUAAAACUCAAUACUUCUGUGAGACGUGCAAAAGCCACGUGUGCCUAGAUCAUGCAAUAUUCCAGUGCGGAAAUUGCUUCAAAGGCAAUGUUCCUGAAAAUGAUGAAGACUAA